AUGCGCAAUUUGGCUUCCAUCCGUUACGAAGACUCAUCAAACGAAAACUGCCGCGGAAGGUUAUGGAUUGUAUUAGGCGGUCUCUAUGUAAUUAUACUUUGUGGCGGCAUACUUGCAGCUGUUAUAUUAUCAUUAGCGUUACCUGGUACAAAAAAGAAUGUAGGUCCGAGGAUUGGAAACGGAAUCACUGUUGCUGGUGGCAAUCGUAAGGGAUCACUCCCUGAUCAGCUAAAUGACCCACAUGGUUUCUUUGUUGAUAACCAAAGUAACAUUUAUGUUGCCGAUACGAACAACCAUCGUAUUGUACAAUGGUUGCCGGAUGCAAAGUAUGGCAUCAUUGUGGCAGGAGGAAACGGACCAGGAUCAAAGCAGAACCAAUUACGUUAUCCAUCAGAUAUAUGGAUAGACAGAUACAAUAAUAUGUAUAUCGCUGAUCCUGGUAACAGACGUGUUCAGCUAUGGACCAGUGGCGCAACUAGCGGACAGACGGUUUUUAAUGUAACCGAUGGUUGGAGCUCAAGCGAUUAUUACAGUCUAUAUGUAGAUGAAGUGAAUCAAGAAAUUUACAUAGCCGCUCGUUCGGCAGGCCAGAUUUUCAGGUACACACUUGGAAGUAGAAUGGGAGUAUUGGUUGCAGAUGGAUUCGGUCGAGGAAACGGAUCCCACCAAUUUAAUUAUCAGCGCAGGUUUACUGUUGAUCGCCAAGGGAAAAUUUAUGUUGCCGAUAAAUUUAACCACCGUAUUCAGAAAUGGUCAAGGAUUUACUCUACGACUCAAACUAUUCCGACAGCUAAAGUCGAGACUAUCGCGGGCAUUACCGGUAAAAAUGGAUCAAAUUUAAAUCAACUCUAUAAUCCAACAGAUGUCAUAUUAGACUUGUUAGCUAAAAAUAUCUAUAUAGCAGACUACGGCAAUGCACGUGUAAUAAGAUUACCCGCGAAUCUAGCUGAUAGUAAACGAGAAGGCGUCGUUGUACUAAAUCCAAUAUCCGUCAACGCAAUUCUUGAUGAUCUUUUAAAAUCUUAUGAUCGUUAUCAUCGACCAACAUAUGGAGGUGAACCUGAUAAAAUUAUUGUUAAUAUCUAUGUUCGUAGUAUGAGUGGUAUAAGUGAACUUGAUAUGGAAUAUUCAUUUGAUUGUUUUUUUCGACAACGAUGGACUGAUACUCGUCUUAUCUAUAAUACAACAUCCGUAAUGAAUUAUACAUCAUUACCAGUCAGUUUUCAAAUGUUUUCAAAAAUUUGGAAACCUGAUACAUAUUUUUAUAAUGGACAACGAUCGUAUAUUCAUUCUGUACCUCAUGUUAAUCGAUUUUUUCGUAUUGCAACUGAUGGUACUAUACUUUAUUCACAACGUUUAACAAUUCGAGCUUCAUGUAUAAUGAAUCUUCGAAAUUUACCACUUGAUACACAACAUUGUACAUUAUUAAUUGGUAGUUUUGCUUAUAAUAGUGAAGAAACAAUCUAUGAAUGGAGUAAUAAGACUGCUGUUGAUUUACAAAAUAAUUUAAUUAUGAAUCAAUUUUCAUUAAUUGAUGCAAGUGUCGGUUCACGAAUACUAAUUAGAGAAAAUCGUACUCGAUCAAUAAUAUAUGUUGUAUUUGCAUUUCGUCGUCAUGUAGGUUAUUUUCUACUUCAAUUAUAUAUACCAUGUGUACUAAUUGUCUUUUUAUCAUGGGUUGGCCUUUGGUUAAAUCGUGAAGCAACAAAUGAUCGUAUUAAUUUAGGUGUAACAACUAUCUUAACACUUAUAUUCGUUAUAAUUGAAGGAAAAAAAGAUUUACCAAAAGUUCCAUAUAUAACAGCACUUGAUUGUUUCUUAGCUGUAUGUUUUAUAUUUGUUUUUUCAACAUUAUUCGAAUUUGCAAUUGUUCAUUAUUAUACAAAAGCACGAACAGGUGAUCUCAAUGAAAAUAUGCGUGAUUUAGAAGAUUAUGUUAUUCGAGAUGAUGGUACAAAUGCGGAUGAACAUGAUAUUAGUCGUAAUGAUGUUCAUUUAGUAUAUCGACCAUCAUUAGCACCAACACCAUCCAUAAAUAGUAGAACAUCAGAAAAGAAAUCGUACAAAUGUUAUCGAAAUAUUCGUUGUAAACCAGCCUAUUCAGCAUUUCAAGGACGAGCUUUAAAAAAUAUUUUUUAUUCAAAUAGCGAAAGUAAAAUUGAUAUUUUUUCACGAACUAUGUAUCCCGUAGCUUUUUUUAUAUUUAAUUUUAUUUAUUGGGCCUAUUAUUUACAUGCUAGUCAACAACAAUCAAAAGGCGAAAAAGAAUAA
Messenger RNA from Adineta steineri, 2271 nucleotides. NCBI's taxonomy places the organism in Eukaryota, Metazoa, Rotifera, Eurotatoria, Adinetida, Adinetidae. The record is from the annotation of a GenBank genome assembly.